AUGCCCCCGCCAAAGCUGCUCAUAGCCAACCGCGGCGAGAUCGCCCUCCGCAUCAUCCGUUCCGCCAUAGCGCUGUCCAUACCUACCAUCGCCAUCUUCACCCAAGCAGACGCUGCUUCGCCUCAUGUGUUGGCGGCUGAUGAAGCUUACCCUGUUGGGGGAGAGAACGGGGAUGGGAGUGACCCGAAGGGAUAUUUGGAUAUUGGUGCGAUAGUGGGAUUGGUCAAGAAGAGUGGGGCGACGAUGGUAGCACCGGGCUAUGGUUUCUUGUCUGAGAAUGCCGCAUUUGCGGAGGCAAUCGAGGCUAUAGGCGUCACCUUCCUUGGCCCUACGCCAUACCAAAUGACCUCUAUGGGUCUCAAGCACGAAGCACGCGCUGUUGCAAAGAAGGCUGGUGUACCCAUCGUCCCCGGUUCGGAAGGCGCCGUGGCCUCGUUGGAAGACGCUGUUCAAGUCGCGGGGGGUAUUGGGUAUCCCGUACUCGUGAAAGCUAGUGGUGGUGGUGGUGGGAUGGGGAUGCAAGUUUGUCGAUCCGAGCAAGAACUCGUAGCCAACUUUGAAUCCACCCGCGCAAAAGGCGCCGCCCUCUUCAAAGAACCCACAGUCUUUCUCGAAAAGUUCAUCACCCGCGCCCGACAUGUCGAAGUCCAAAUCUUCGGCAACGGCCAAGGCCACGUCGUGCACAUGGGCGAGCGCGAAUGCAGCGUCCAGAGACGACAUCAAAAAGUCAUUGAAGAGGCGCCUUGUGUGUUGUUUUCCUCCGAGAUGGGGAAGGGGGUGAGGAAGAGGAUGUGUGAGGCGGCGGUCAAGCUUGGGGAGCUUAUGAAGUAUCGGUCGGCGGGGACGGUCGAGUUUGUGUUGGACGUCGACUCGCCUACUUAUGAGUUUUACUUUCUCGAGCUUAAUGCUCGUAUCCAAGUCGAACACGCCAUAACAGAGGUCACCCAUCCAGGCCUCGACCUUGUAGCGCUCAUGAUCCGCCAAGGCCUGUCCCCAUCCAAAUCCCUCCCUCCCUCCGACCUCGUCCAAGAAGACUACCUUCCCUUUGACGGACACGCGAUAGAAGUGAGGGUCUACUGCGAGAAUCCGAAAGCGGGUUUCAAGCCUUGCCCGGGUCAAUUGCAUGAGGUCUUGUGGGGCUCGGUCGGGAAGAGAGGUCGGAUCGAUACUUGGGUCAAGACAGGAACGACAGUGACUCCGCAUUACGACCCGAUGAUUGCCAAAGUGGUCGUACACGGCGAAACGAGGGAUGAAGCUAUCGCCAACAUGCUCACCGCACUCGACGACUCGCGCAUCAUCGGGCCGACUACGAACCUGGACUACUGCAAAAUCAUCAUGUCCACCCCUGAAUUCGAAGCUGGCGAGAUACACACCACUUUCCUCGACUCGUUCGUCUAUGCCCCACCGGCUAUUGAAGUCCUCUCUGCUGGCCUUUCCACCACCGUCCAGGACCUUCCGGGGCGAUUUGUCGGUAAGGGGAUUCCUCGAGGUGGGGCUGCUGACGGUCUGGCAUUGUCGGUGGCCAACUUGCUUGUCGGCAAUGGCACAGGGGUGGAGGGGUUGGAGAUGACUAUGAUGGGCGCAAAGCUGUUAUUCCAUGUGGAUAGCGUGGUAGCUGUAACGGGUUGUCAGAUGCCGCUCGCUAUAGACGGCCAGAAAGCAGAGAUGUGGUCUAGCCUCCCUAUCAGAGCUGGCCAAACCCUCCGUAUCGGAUCUGCCUCAAGCAAAGGUCUGAGGAGUUAUCUCGCUGUGCGCGGAGGAUUGCUCAACGUCUCCACCUUCGAAGGCUCCAAAUCCACCUUCACCGGCGCCGCUCUAGGCGGUUAUCAAGGCCGCGCCCUCAUCCCCGGCGAUCUCCUCACCAUCACCCCUUCCUCCCUCUCCUCCUUCACCCCGUCCUCUUGGCCCUCCGUACCGGCCUACGGCAACACCUGGCAGAUCGACGUCUGCCCAGGCCCUCAGUGGGAUGAGGAAUACUUGUCUGAGGAGGGGAUGAAGACGUUGUUGGAAGGGAAGGCGGGUGGGGGUGGGUGGAAAGUGAGCCCGGCGUCGAAUCGGUCUGGGUUGAGGUUGGAGGGGCCGAGAGUGAAAUGGGCGAGGACUGAUGGGGGAGAGGGUGGGAGUCAUCCGAGUAAUGUUGUCGAUCAAGGAUAUCCGUUCGCGGCGCUCAACAUGAAUGGUGACACUCCGGUGUUGUUUGGAGUGGACGCACCGGAUAUGGGCGGGUUCUCUUGUGUCCUUACGGUGGCGACGCAUGAUCUGUGGAAACUCGGUCAAAUUCGUCCAGGCGACAGUAUCUCAUUCAACCUCAUCCCCACUUCAUUCGUCCCCAAACUACUCACCACCCUCGAGUCCUGGCUCUCUUCGCCUUCCUCUCCUUCCCCCUCUGCUUCUUCCUCUACAAAAUCAUCGGAGCUGUUAAAGACCAACGUCCUCCACCGCUCCCAGAAACAAGGGAAAAUGGACACCAUCUUCCGCUCUUCCGGCGACCGCUUCAUCACCUACGAAAUCGGCCCCAUGGCCCUCGACCUCCCCAACCGCGUCCUCAUCGAACUCUGGGAACGUUCCAUCCGCUCCCUCUCUCUCCCUGGCAUCAUCUCGUUUUCGACUUGUAUCCGAUCUUGUAUCGUCCACUUUGACCCCACCCAGAUCUCGCAAGAGGCACUGUUGAAAGUGAUGGUGGAAGAGGAUGGGAAGUUGGGAGGAGCGGAGGGGGAGGAGAUUGAGACGAGGGUGUGGAAGUUUCCGGCGGUUGUGGAUGAUAAGUGGUGUAAGGAGGCGGUGGAGUACUAUAUGAAGACGGCUAGGAAGGAGGCUGUCUACUUGCCCAGUAACGCCGACUAUCUCGCCAAGAACAACGGUCUCGGGCAAGAUGCAGUGUACGAUAUGAUCACCAAAACCCCAUGGCUCGUUCUCGCCCAAGGAUUCUUCGUCAUGCUUCCGUUCAUGAUCCCACUGGACCCGAGGUUGAGGUUGGUAGGCCAAAAAUACAACCCAUCGCGUACAAAGACACCGGAAGGCGCUAUUGGUCUUGCAGGUGUCAUCGGCGCGAUCUACCCGAUAGCGUCUGCAGGCGGUUAUCAGCUCCUCGGCCGUACGCUCACCCCCUGGAACGCCUGGGCCAAGGAAGAUGAAGGCGAAUCAAAGACGCUCUUGAGCAACUUUGAUCAGAUUGAGUUUUACCCCGUCAAAGAGGCCGAGUUUAUCAAGAUCGAACAAGCCUACAAAGCCGGUUCCUUCAAACCCACCUCCUCCCAAAAAGUAUUCAAAGUCGCCGAAUACCUCGCUUUUGUAGCGUCCCACGCCAAGGAGGUUGAAGAGUUCAAGAAGGGACAGAAAGAAGCUAGUGAAGCUCUUGGUAAACAAGAGGAAGAGAUGUUCUCAGCAUUCCAAGCCGACUCUGAAAAAACCUCCGCCUCCGCCACUUCCACUUCCACAUCUUCCACCUCUGAUACUGGAGCCCCCGGCGGAGGAGGCCUGCCCAUCGUCUCACCCCUCGCAGCGACAGUAUGGAAGAUCCUCCUCAACCCCGGCGAUGUGAUUGAAGAUGAAGAGCAGAAUGUCGUCGAGCUGGAAGCUAUGAAGACGUCGGUCUUCGUACCUGCUGGGGAGGAGGUGGUGGGGAGGAAGGUGAAGAGUGUGGUGGUGAAGGAGGGGGAGGGGGUGAAUCCUGGGGAUGUACUUGUAACAGUGGAGUGA
Messenger RNA from Cryptococcus wingfieldii CBS 7118, 3699 nucleotides. Its product is annotated as urea carboxylase. Gene Ontology annotation, molecular function: ATP binding; metal ion binding. The transcript is spliced from 15 exons. The record is from RefSeq and is a predicted model, not a curated record. NCBI's taxonomy places the organism in Eukaryota, Fungi, Basidiomycota, Tremellomycetes, Tremellales, Cryptococcaceae. The coding region runs from base 1 to 3699 and encodes 1232 amino acids.